UAAGAAACGAAGGAGGCGUGUUGUUCAGACUUCAGCAGGAGGACGGUCGCCAUCUCCGGGUAAACACUGAAAGCGAGUGGAGCGGGAGCUGACAGUAGCAGGAGGAAGAGGAGGAGGAUGAAGAGGAGGAGGGGGAUUCACUGCUGCUGGAUACAACCGACACACAUGGCUUCAUAGCGCGAAUGGUCGCUUGUUUUCCUUUGCGAAUGUCUCCCCGCGUCUUCUUCUUCUCCUCGUCGGUCGUUUGAAACAUGUGAUUUCCACGGUGCAGCCAUCCUCCCGUGGACUGUGACACUGGUCAUGUUUGCCACGGAGUGAAAAAAACGGCGCUGAACAUCUCGUUUCCAUGGACAACACGUCCAUCAUAACACAGGUUGCAAAUCCGAAAGAGGAGGAGAAUAAUUCUACAAGUCCGGAUAAAGUCUCUCAGUCCAACAGCAGCCUAAAGAAGCAGCGGAGUCGCAGCAUCUUUAGCCCCUUCUUCUGCUGCUUCCGAAACUACAAUGACUACCAUGUGGAGGCCCCGGCCACCAACAAGACCCUCACUCUUCCCCCCACACCGGAGGAGAACGGCAGUCCUCCCAAAUGUGACCCGGUCCAAGUUUUCCCUGGUCCUCCAGCCAAGUUCCUGUUGCCGGAGGUCAGUAUAUCAGACUAUGGCAAGAACUGUGUGGUGAUCGACCUGGACGAGACCCUCGUUCACAGCUCCUUCAAGCCUAUUAGCAAUGCCGACUUCAUCGUUCCAGUGGAGAUAGAUGGGACUGUUCACCAGGUGUACGUGCUGAAGAGACCCCAUGUGGACGAGUUCCUCCAGAAGAUGGGGGAGCUGUUUGAGUGUGUUCUCUUCACUGCCAGCCUGGCAAAGUAUGCCGACCCCGUGGCUGACCUGUUGGACCAAUGGAGCGUCUUCCGGGCUCGUCUUUUCAGGGAAUCCUGCGUUUUCCACCGAGGGAACUAUGUGAAAGACCUCAGCCGACUGGGCAGAGAGCUCAGCAAAGUCAUCAUCAUUGACAACUCGCCUGCCUCCUACAUCUUCCACCCUGAGAAUGCGGUCCCGGUGCAGUCGUGGUUUGACGACAUGGCCGACACAGAGCUGCUGGAUCUGAUUCCCCUGUUUGAAGGUCUCAGUAAGGAAGAAGAUGUUUACAGUCUGCUACAGAGUCUGAGGGACAGGUAGCAGGUUCAACCUCUGAGACCCUCACCGACCCGCGACAGGCCUGACGCCAGCAUCUGACCCUGGAGACUCAUGACAUGGACUUGGAAACAAAUGAAGGAGCUGAUACUUCUAUAUACCUGGACUCCCACUGGCAAAUAUUCAGUUACUGUAUGUAAAUAUAGAUGUUUCUAAGAGGAAGAGGAACAUAAAGUAAUUUUCUAUCUGAAAUAAGGUUUUAUUAUCCAAUGAGUCAUAUUUUAGUUACCAAAACUCAAAAGGUUUUAUCCUUUUAUUCUGUUUGUUUGGGGAUAAAGGUCGCCCUUCUGGAGAUUUCAUUUCUGUGGAGUCGUGCUACGCCGGCUGUUUGUUUCUUCUCUGACCUUUUGGUUCAAACUGUGAUUUAUCUUCUCCUGCAGAAAGAAGUGCCUUCAUUACUGUGCCGAUGUAGUUGUGUCGGGAAUGGGGUGCACAUUUUUAUGCUGCAUAUUUAACCUCGAAUAAACAUAUGAAGUCAAUAUUACACAGAGAUGGACGGUGUGCAUAAAAGUCCUAUACUUUUGAUAAAAGAAUCAUGUAGAAAACGGCCUGAUUGAUGUGUUGUUGAGUCUGAUUCUGAAAAACACUUAAUUAUUGAUUAAAAAAAAUAAACGAUCUCGUGAUAUUAUCUAUUAAUCGAUGUAUUAAAGAGUAUAAUUAGCUCAGAGCUUAAGAAAUUCUAUUUAUUGGGGGAGUGAGUUGGUUGUGAAGAUUGCUGUUGAAAUCGUACUGUAUAACAUGAUUAAAGUUGCAAGUUUGCACAACGUC
Molecule: messenger RNA, 1960 nt
Organism: Synchiropus splendidus (mandarinfish)
Lineage: Eukaryota; Metazoa; Chordata; Actinopteri; Syngnathiformes; Callionymidae
Gene: ctdspla
Product: CTD (carboxy-terminal domain, RNA polymerase II, polypeptide A) small phosphatase-like a
Exons: 8
Coding region: 347-1177 (276 amino acids)
Molecular function (GO): RNA polymerase II CTD heptapeptide repeat phosphatase activity
Source: RefSeq, a predicted model, not a curated record